Molecule: messenger RNA, 1597 nt
Organism: Nezara viridula (southern green stink bug)
Lineage: Eukaryota; Metazoa; Arthropoda; Insecta; Hemiptera; Pentatomidae
Source: the annotation of a GenBank genome assembly
AGAAAGGAAUUAAGGUAUUGGGGAAACAACUGACGAAGAAUAUCUGAUAAUUCCAAGAUAGUAAACACGAACCUUGAAACUUUAAUGCAUAAAAUAUAAAUAACCAUAUUGUUUUCUUGUUUAAUCUGUCCCAAUUAUUUUAUAGCGUAUGUUGGCUACACUUCCCAAAUCCCACACAAUUUCAAACUGGAAAACCGUUACUUUUGGUGAGGUUAUUGUCGUUCGUUGAUGUUAUUAAGUUGUUUAUGCCGGGUCUAAUUUUAUUAUUAUUUUAAUUUUGAUUCAGGUAUUUUAGGCUUCACCAAAGCCUGUAUCAUUAAUUUUAAUAAUCAUGCCUAGAAUUACUAGUGCCAAGAAUCGGUUAAACAGCACCAAAUUUUCUGAAUUCUACCCUGGGAUUGCUUCCUCUCCGAUAAGGGAAGAACACAUUUUAAGUAAAAAUGAUCUUGAUCUUCAUAUUCUCGAACAUACCUCUCAUAUUCAAAAAGUGGCAGAUGAUUACAAAGCAAGACUAAUUAAAUUUUGUACAGAAGAAUUCGAAGUAUUUGAUAAAGCUAUUGAAGAAUGCCUUUCUAAAGGUGAUUUCAACUUUCCCGUAACACCAGAAACUCUUAAGGUAGCAAGAGCUAUGUUCAAGAAAUUUAAUGAAGGUGGCCUAUCUGAUAACAAAAAUACAGAUGAUGCUGGUGAGACUGGUAAGAUAUAUGAAUCAGAUUCAGAUGAAACAACUACAAGAACUACAACUGUUAAAGGAGGUGCCAAGGAAGCCACUAUUGUUCCUGAACUAGAAAACAAUCAAAAAGAUGAUGAAAUUAGUAAUCGAAAAAUUAUUGAUGAGGAAAAUGACUCUGUCUUUAAGAAACCUGCAGGUAUAACAAGGAAAACACGUCAAGCUUCACGAACAAUGAAUAAAGAGCAAUACGUAACUCCUAGACGAACAGGUUAUAACAAAGGCUACAAUAUUGCAAAGGUAACACCUGGACCAGACAUUGAUAGACCCUUGAGUGUCCUAAGAAGGCCUGUUCUUGGAGAAAUGGUUGUUUCAAUGAAUGGAAGUCCCUUAGUGACUUCCCAUGAUAACAUUUCAGUUCCACAAAUGACCAUACCUCUUUCUAAUGGCCGGGCUUUGACCUAUCUUGCUAAUGAUGGUUUGGACCCAGAUGAGUCCCUUUGUGGUGAAAUUGAUGAAGAAACCCAAAAGCGUCUGACAGUCUUCUAUAAAUUGCUUGAAAAGAAAAUUAAAAAAAAAACAUAAUGAUCCUUAGUUAUGGAUUGAAUUAACUUUAUUUGUAUUGUAAUGACAUGUACAUUGUAAAUUAUUGUGAUUGUUAAUAUUUUUGUAAAUGUAAAAGAUAUUUUCUCCAUAAAUAAAGUAAAGUAAUAAAUGUAAUUCCUUUGUUUUUUUAGUAACAGAAUGGUAUGUAUGGUGAUGUGGAACUAAUGUGUUUUUGGCGUUGCAUGAUUGUCUCAUUAAAUUGAAAUUCUAAACUGGUAUGAGUUGCUCUUUGCGGAGCAUGAAUUGUAAACAUAAAUGUUUCAAAAAUCAGCCACGAAAAUAAUGAAAAAUUGAGGCAUAACAUUUAUUUGAAGUCAAACU